Cotesia glomerata is the source of this 3558-nucleotide messenger RNA. RefSeq names its product rap1 GTPase-activating protein 1-like. Bases 760 to 3066 code for a protein of 768 amino acids. Gene Ontology annotation, cellular component: cytoplasm. Gene Ontology annotation, biological process: activation of GTPase activity; regulation of small GTPase mediated signal transduction. Gene Ontology annotation, molecular function: protein binding; GTPase activator activity. The transcript is spliced from 8 exons. NCBI's taxonomy places the organism in Eukaryota, Metazoa, Arthropoda, Insecta, Hymenoptera, Braconidae. The record is from RefSeq and is a predicted model, not a curated record.
CCGUUCUACAAGCACGUGGUUUUUGUCAAUUAUUAUUAUUAUUAUUUAUUGUUACGUUACGUAAAAUUUAUUUUUCAUCAUUGUUCAACAUUUACAUUCGCCGAAUUCUUGUUGUGAACAUGUUUUUAAAUUACAAACAAUAUUGUAGAGUUUUGUAAAGUUUAUUUUAAUCUUUUAAAUUUUUUUUUAUCUACACUAUACCUGUAUGAUUCAAUGUCAACAAUAAAAUGACAUUGUUGUUACGAGGAUUAUUGAAAUGAAUAAUCACAGAGUAAAUAAUUACAAAUAUUGUGAUUUUAAAGUGUUUUUAUGAGUUUCAAGAGAUCGUUUUUUAAUUGUAUCAUUCAAGGCUCCGAUUCUUAAAAGAGAAAAAAUUUUGAUUUUGCAAUUGAAAGUGUGUGCGCAAAUGUACAACUUAGACUUAAUGGAAUUUUUAUCUUUUGACUGUUUGGAAAUAAUUUUAUUUUAUAUUUUAAAACUAAGUGAGUGUCACAGCAACAGUUAUUAGAUGAUAAAAUGUAUUACUUUAUUUUAAAUAAGUACUAAUGAUAAAAAAUUUUCAAAGUGACCGAAUUUUGGUUGAUGUUACUAUACGUGAGGUCCUUGACGAAGACAAAUUAGAUUGUACAGUGAAUAUAUAAAUUUAUAAUUAUUUUAUUUGUCUCCUUUUAAAAAGUUUUUUCUACUGUUUAACCUUGGUGGUAAGAAGCAAGAAUAACAAUUAUUGAAUAAGUUAAACGAGACGUACUUUUGUGCGUCAUGAUGGGAGUGUUGAGGUGGAGGCACGAUCUGAGAUCGGAGGCCAGUCAGCAGCAACAACAGAGAAGUAACGGUCAUACUAGUACGCUUACGAAACUUGUGACCCAGACAUCUAGAGAUGAUCGUCAAGUUUCCAGUCCUAGCAAUCAAACCCUCACACCGUCUUCAUCACCGUCACCAGUCGGCGACGCGCCUUUGGGACGUGCUUUGAUGGAGGCAGCUAUCCAGCAAGCAAAUAAUUGUAAUCAGCAUCAACCACCACUAAUCGUCACCCCUCCGGGAUAUUGGGUAGAUGGUACCGAUCAUCGUCAUGCCCUGGAUUCUGUUGGUAGAGCAAUGCUGCCAACGCAACCAGCCUGGCAGCCUCGAAUCGAUCAAGACGACACAGCAAAAUGCUAUCGGCGCUUUUUUGUUGGAAGGGAGCAUGUAAAUCUUGUUGGUAGAGACUCAGAAAAUGGUCCAGUGUUGGUAUCAAUGAAGGCAGAAACUGUUGCUGGGCAAGAACAUUGGAGAGUGUUACUUCGGAUUAGAUCUGGAUCAACUCACGAAUUAGUACCAUCCAUUAACUUAGAACCUAAUCCAUCACCUUCUAAAAUGGUUAAGGCAAUUAAUGAGUGCCUCAAUGUCAGUACAUUGAUGCCCAUAGUAUGUUCCGGAGCUGGAACUCUGAUUGCCCGAUACGAUGAACAUGCUCUAGUUAGCAGAUUUAAAUUUGGUGUAUUACAUCAGAGAGCAGGACAAGUUACUGAAGAACAAUUAUUUGGUAAUCGUCAAAUAACACCGGCAUUUCAAGAAUUCUUAGAUUUACUUGGACAAAAAAUUGAUCUGAAAGAUCAUAAAGGAUAUCGUGGUGGAUUAGAUACAAGACACGGUCAAACAGGUGAUUCAGCAGUUUACGAAAUAUUUAGAGGUCGUGAAGUACUUUUUCAUGUAGCUUCGAUGCUUCCCUAUAGUCCCGGUGAUUCUCAGCAGCUUCAACGUAAACGACAUAUAGGGAACGAUAUCGUAGCAAUAAUAUUUCAAGAAGAACCGACUCCUUUUAGUCCCGAUAUGAUUGCUAGCCACUUUCUUCAUGCCUUCAUUGUUGUUCAAGUCAUCGAUCCAUGCACGCCUAAUACAAGAUACAAAGUAAGUAUUACUGCACGGGAUGACGUACCUUGGUUCGGACCAGCAUUACCAACGCCUGCGGUCUUCCUCCGAGGCGUCGAGUUCAAAGAGUUUUUGCUUACAAAACUAGUAAAUGCAGAGAAUGCAGCUUAUAAGGCAGAAAAGUUUGCGAAACUAGAGUUGAGAACGCGGUCAGCACUUUUGGAAUCGUUGGUCGACGAACUUCAAACAAAAACAAGCGAAUUUUUAGGAGCUGGAUCUGGUCCUAGUGUUUCUGGUCCAGGUACUUGCCCAGUUAGUCCAACGACAAGUGACACCCCGAUUUCGGGAAGCAGUGGCAGUGGUUCAAGAUUUAUUGAUACUGUACGCAAAGCGUUAAUUUCACGAGUAAGAAAUGCCUCAACUGAAAGUGUACCUCAGCAAUUAGCUAAAAAGGGCCAAUCUGAACCAAGUCCACCUAGCAAUCGACAAUCAACAUCAAAGAUUGGUGGUAAACGUAAUAUUGAACCUUCUAGUCCUCUGGGAUCUCCUGAUUUAACUCUGAGAAGAGAUUCUGAUCGCACAAGUCCGAGCUUAGGAAGUCAGGAUAGUAGUUUAUCAAACACUGAUAAUCAAGACAGCAGUAGCCUGACAACUUUGCAACAAGAUGAAAUAGAUAAACGAGAGUCGACAACAAUACAAUUGACUUCCGGAGUUAAAAAUGACAGUGUUGGGACAAUUGAGAAAAGUCCUACCAUUACUUUUCCACGUCUUACUCACGAAAAUAUAAGAAAACGUGAUGAUAGAUCUGAGAAACCAGAGGUUACUCAUAGAAUAGUAUCUGAAAGUGAUGACAGUUCAUUAAAUAGUGAAUUAGAACUCGAUCAAGCUGUUUAUCCAGAUAGUGAUACUGGAUUAGAGUCAAUGAGUUCUGCUGAAACACAUGAAACUACUAAAACUAAUAAUAAUAAUAAAAAUAGCGCUAAUGAGACGGAAAAUUUACGGCAAGAAGUCACUAGAUUGAAAUGCGACAAGCUGGACUUGUUAAGACAGAAUGUGACAUGCCAACGAGAUAUUAAACGUCUUCGUGAAAAAGAAAUGCAAUUACAGUCCGACUUAGCGACUGCGUCCAAAGAAAUUUUACGACUCAGAGCAAUGCUUAAAGAAUGCUCAUCUAGUAAUCCAUUGGAUAGCAAUAAUCAAUCGACACCUACAGUUUAAUUUAUUUUAUUUUAUUUUAUAUUCUUUUCAUUCAGCAAUAAGACCAUCACUGUUUAUUGUUAUUAACAAUAAUGAUAGUUUAUUUAUUUAUCAGUAGAUAUUUACAUCAACAGUUUAAAUGCUUAAAUACGAUACAUUUAUUAUUAUUUUUAUUGCUAUUAUUAUCACUAUUAUUGUAUUACUAAUAUUAUUAUUAUUAUUAUUAUUAUUAUUAUGAUUAAUUAAUUUAAAUUAAAGUAUUCGCAUGAUCUCCAAAAUAUUCGGAGAUAAUUAGUUAAUAGUAUAAGAAAAUUAAGAGAACGUAAAAAAAUGAUUGAUAUUUUUAAAUGGAAGAAAAAAUAUUUAUCAUAUUAUUUAUUGUUAUUAGUAUUAUGAUAAAUCUACGCCCUUGUCUUAGUCAAUGUUUGAAAAAACAAAAAAACCUCAAUAAAUUUGGCAUAGAUUCGAAACUAGUUGAAAUUUGAAGAUAUAAUGAAAUAAAAUAGAAUAGAU